Messenger RNA from Carassius auratus (goldfish), 2541 nucleotides. RefSeq names its product tripartite motif-containing protein 16-like. Gene Ontology annotation, molecular function: zinc ion binding; protein binding. Lineage: Eukaryota; Metazoa; Chordata; Actinopteri; Cypriniformes; Cyprinidae. The transcript is spliced from 8 exons. The record is from RefSeq and is a predicted model, not a curated record. Bases 758 to 2500 code for a protein of 580 amino acids.
UAAACUGUGAAGCCUGCCCUGCAGUGACUGGUGAAUUUUCGCGGGGUUCGCUGCCGUGCUGGUGAUGGGUGAAACCAUUGUGACUCUGAGGGGGAGGGGAUUCUAAAUCGACGAUUUCUGUUUGAAAGGAGUUUGGCGCAGGUUUCCUUGACCUUCAACGUGUAGGCUAUGCUAUGGACAUAAAAUAUACUUAAAAAAUAUUAUCUGAUUUAUAAAUGGGGUGGCAAAAGGGGGUGGCAAAACUGUAUCCCACCCCGUAGAUCCGCCUCUGUCUCUGUAUAUCUACAAUAAGAUUUUCUUAUAACCACUUUACUGUUAAUACACUUUACUGUUUAUCAUAUACCGUAUUUUCUCUCUAAAUGUUUUCAAUGCCCUACUGUCAUUUAAAUAGCCAAGUUGACUUAAUUUAAGGCAGCAACAAUUUAUUUUUAUACGAGUCGAUCACAUUGGAAAUUCUUUUUUCCUCUUUUGCUUCUCUUUCGCUUUCUCUCACAGAUUUAUUUCACUUUGACAUGCAAAUUUUGUUUACGCACUCACUUGAAAACCAGAAGUAUUUUAAAUUCAAGAGAAAUGAAACAGUUUUCCCCACUAGUGAUGUAACCUCUAAUAGAGCCACACCGCUGUUCUUUGGGGCGAAGCAACUAUAUUUGAGGUGUAUUUCUGUCAAGAGCAUUUAUAUUCCUGUAACGGGCCUGGACUGUGAUUCUCAGAAGCACUCUCUUAUUACGGGACUGAAGUCAAAAAUCACUGGAAAGAAAUGGCAGAAUCAGCAGCAAAUUGGUUUGUGGAUCAGUUCAGGUGUCCAGUCUGUUUGGAUGGACUGAAGGAGCCGGUGACGAUUCCCUGUGGACACAGUUACUGUAUGAGCUGCAUUACUGACUGCUGGGGCCAGAAGGAGCAGGGGCCGCCGUACUGCUGUCCCCAAUGCAGAGAGAGCUUCAGUCAGAGACCUCUACUGAAGAAGAACACUCUGAUAGCGGAGAUGAUGGAGACGCUGCAGAAGACGUCUCUACAAACGACUGCUGUGGAGUGUGAUGUUUGCACUACAGAGAAGAGCAGAGCUGUUAAGUCCUGUCUGCAGUGCUUGGCCUCCUUCUGUCAAACUCACCUGCAGCCUCACUAUCAAUCUCCUGCGUUUAUGAAGCACAAACUAGUCGAAGCCUCUAGAAACAUUCAGGAGAACAUCUGCCUCAGUCAUGGGAAACUUCUGGAGAUCUACUGUCAGGACGACCAUCAGUCAAUUUGUUGUUUGUGUACUGAUGAUCAUAAAGGACACAGUCUGGUGUCUCUGGAUUCAAAUUGGACUAGGAAAAAGGAAGAGUUAAACGAGACAAAGGUGUCGUGUCAAAAGCUCAUCCAGGAGCGAGAGAGAGGUCAGCGGGAACUCAGUGAAUCUCUGAAGCUUCUCACAAGUUCAGCGCUAGAGACCAUGGAGGACUUUGAGAAGGUCUUCGCUGAACUCAUCUGCUCUCUUGAGAAGAAACGCUCUGAGAUUAAAGAGCAGAUCAGAGCUCAGGAGAAGACUGAGAUAGAUCGAGCAGAGGAACUUCACAGACAUCUGGAUCAAGAGCUGACAGAACUCAGAAAAAGACAAGCUGAGAUUGAAAAACUUCUGAUUACUGAGGAUCAGGUCAAUUUUCUGAAGAGCUGUCAGUCCGUGUGUCCUUUGCCAUCAUUUGAAAACGUUCCCAUGACUCAACACACACUUUUUAAAGACAUUUCAAGCUCAAUGUUUAAGGAGGUUUUGGAGGACGUCUUUCAACAACAAACAGCCAGAAUAUCCAGAGAAGUGUCGAAUGUCUAUGUUACAAACCCUCCAGAACCAAAGACCAAAAAUGAUUUUUUGCAGUAUAUCUGGGAUAUUAACUUGGAUCUAAACACUGCACACAAUAGCCUCAAACUAUCAGAUGACAAAAGGAAAAUAUUAUCUUCAGAUACAGCUCAGCAAUAUCCUGAUCAGCCGGAGCGGUUUAAUGAGCGUCCCUAUAUCUUGUCUAGAGACGGUUUGUACGGCCGCUUCUACUGGGAGGUGGAGUGCAGUGGGGAUGAAUGGGCUGUAGGAGCUUGUUACAGUGGAAUAAGACGUAAAGGAAGCACUGAUGACUGUGCACUGGGCUUCAACAAAAUGUCAUGGAGACUGGGUUAUUAUCUGAAGAUUUUCAGUUACAUUCAUGCUCAAAACAAAGUCUCAAUCCCUGUGUCCUCUAGAGUAGGAGUGUAUCUGGAUCAUAAAGCAGGAUCUCUGUCCUUCUACAGAGUAUCUGACACAAUGACUCUCCUUCACAGAGUCCAGACCACUUUCACUGAACCCUUAUACCCUGCGUUUAAGGUUGGAAACCGUUCAUCUGUCAGGAUCAUAGAGCUGAAAAAAGAACAAGUAUCCACCUUAUUUUGCAGCGCAAACGAAAGUCUUUAUGAACGUGUCAGAAUUCCUCUUUAUUCAACUAAAUUGGAAAUUGAAACUAACGGAAGUGACGUGACAUACAGUCAAGUACAGUGAUCCAUACUCAGAAUUCGUGCUCUGCAUUUUACCCUAACAAA